GCGCUAAGCCUCCUGCAUUUCCUGUCUGUGGACCGUCUAGAACAUCUCCAGUCUAUCCCUCUUUCGCCUGACGCUCAGACGGCAGCUCCUCGCCUUUCUCUGCAAUGAUGUCAGGAAGACCCUUGCACAUGGAGACGCCUGUACGUGACAGCGUGAUCCUGUCUAAAGUGGCUGGCACCACGGUCUAUCUCAAGCUAGACAGCGCCCAGCCCUCCGGCUCCUUCAAGAUCCGGGGCAUUGGACACCUCUGCAAAACGUGGGCUGAGCGAGGCUGUAAACAUUUCGUCUGCUCCUCAGCGGGCAAUGCAGGCAUGGCAGCCGCCUAUGCUGCCAGGAAGCUGGGCAUCCCUGCCACGAUUGUCGUGCCCAACACCACGCCUGCCCUCACCAUCCAGCGGCUCAAGAGUGAGGGCGCCACGGUCAAAGUGGUGGGUGAGACAUUGGAUGAGGCCAUCAGGGUGGCCAAGGACCUGGAGAAAAACAACUCAGGCUGGGUCUACGUCCCUCCCUUUGACGACCCCCUCAUCUGGGAAGGCCAUGCUUCCAUCGUGAAGGAGCUGAAGAAGACGAUGACCGAAAAGCCAGGGGCCAUCGUGCUGGCAGUAGGGGGCGGAGGCCUCUUGUGCGGAGUGGUUCAGGGGCUGGCAGAGGUGGGCUGGAGGGACGUGCCCAUCGUCACCAUGGAGACCAUCGGAGCCGAGAGCUUCCACGCUUCCACCAAGGCCGGCAAGCUCGUCACCCUGCCCCGCAUUACCAGUGUUGCCAAAGCCCUGGGCGUGACCACCGUGACAGCGCAGGCUAUGAAGGUUUAUCGGGAACACCCCAUUUUCUCUGAAGUUAUCUCAGACCAGGAAGCUGUGGCCGCUCUUGAGAAGUUUGUGGAUGACGAGAAGAUCCUGGUGGAGCCCGCCUGUGGGGCUGCCCUGGCCGCCAUCUACAGCAAUGUGAUUCAGAAGCUGCAAGGAGAGGGGAAACUCUGCACCCCCCUGUCCUCCGUUGUGGUCAUUGUCUGUGGGGGCAACAACAUCAGCCUGGCACAGCUGCUGGCGCUCAAGAAGCAGCUGGGCAUGGGGGCUGCCCAGUGAGAACCCCUCCCCCACCCAGGAUAAACCCUGGGAGGACCAGAAUUUUCUGCAGCAUGACCCAGCGCCUCAUGGUAAAUAGUAUUCCUGUGUCUGCUGGGAGCCCGUGGCCCAAGCCAGUCAGUUAACCUGGUUUCUCCUGAGACCAGUGUGUGUGCAGCAGCCGGAAAGGCAGUAGCCAGCAAGGUUGUGAACUGAACUCUUUUGAGUGUUUGGUUUUUUUCUCAAGAAGCCCGAAGCCUACGCUUACUCACUUUUCUUAAAUCCACCCCCACCCCUACCCCCGGCCACACCUUGCGGCUUGUGGGAUCUUAGUUCCCUGACCAGAGAUUGAACCUGUGCCCUCAGCAGUGACAGCAUGAGACCAAGCCACCGGACCACCAGGGAAUUCCCUUUACUUUUGUA
Budorcas taxicolor (takin) is the source of this 1487-nucleotide messenger RNA. It is a transcript of the gene SDS, whose product is annotated as serine dehydratase. The record is from RefSeq and is a predicted model, not a curated record. Gene Ontology annotation, molecular function: L-serine ammonia-lyase activity; pyridoxal phosphate binding; threonine deaminase activity. Bases 105 to 1085 code for a protein of 326 amino acids. The transcript is spliced from 8 exons. NCBI's taxonomy places the organism in Eukaryota, Metazoa, Chordata, Mammalia, Artiodactyla, Bovidae. Gene Ontology annotation, biological process: L-threonine catabolic process; L-serine catabolic process.